Cottoperca gobio is the source of this 2808-nucleotide messenger RNA. RefSeq names its product cholinergic receptor, nicotinic, beta 5a (gene chrnb5a). The transcript is spliced from 8 exons. Gene Ontology annotation, cellular component: postsynaptic membrane. The record is from RefSeq and is a predicted model, not a curated record. Gene Ontology annotation, molecular function: transmembrane signaling receptor activity; acetylcholine-gated monoatomic cation-selective channel activity. Gene Ontology annotation, biological process: monoatomic ion transmembrane transport. NCBI's taxonomy places the organism in Eukaryota, Metazoa, Chordata, Actinopteri, Perciformes, Bovichtidae. The coding region runs from base 271 to 1800 and encodes 509 amino acids.
CAACAUGUUGUCUUUGGCAAAUAAACAUUUUCUACAAAUAACCUAUUUAUUAUAUUAGAGAAGUUACUUCUUUUGUAUAUUUUUUUCGCUGCUGAAUAUUCCGGCAAAAGGAAGAUCAAUCCGUGCAGAGAAGAGAAGGGAGUUGUAAGCUUACUGUACCGCGACGGAGUAUACAGACUGUAUAUUUCCGCUGUGUCGAGACACUUCUUCUUUUUUUGUUGGAGGACAAUAUAAGAAAGUAGCAAGUGUGUCUAGGCAAGCAGAAAGGAGAUGACUUCCAGCAAUGUCCUCCUGCUCUUCAUUCUCUCUCUCACAAGCAGCAGGGCAGAGAAUGCAGAGGAGCGGCUGGUGAACUACCUGUUGGGUCCAGAGCGCUACAACAAACUGAUCAGACCGGCUGUCAAUAAGAGCCAACAGGUCACCAUCUCCAUACAGGUGUCUCUGUCGCAGCUCAUCAGUGUAAAUGAGAGAGAGCAGAUAAUGACGACCAACUUGUGGCUGUUUCAGGAGUGGAAUGAUUACAGGCUGAGAUGGGAACCAGAGAAGUACGAAGGCAUCAAGAAACUACGAAUACCGUCCAAACACAUCUGGCUUCCUGAUAUAGUGCUCUACAACAAUGUUGAUGGCGUGUACGAGGUUUCCUUCUAUUGCAACGCUGUAGUCUCCAAUACAGGAGACAUCUUCUGGCUUCCCCCCGCCAUCUACAAGUCGGCCUGCGCUAUCGAGGUGCAGAACUUCCCCUUCGACCAGCAGAACUGCACCCUCAAGUUCCGCUCCUGGACCUACGACCACACAGAAUUGGAUCUGAUUCUCACAAGCGACUUUGCCAGCCGUGACGACUUCACGCCAAGCGGAGAGUGGGACAUCGUCUCGCUCCCGGCGCGCAAAAACGAGGAUCCCAAUGACAUCACCUACCUGGAUAUCACCUAUGAUUUUGUGAUCAAGAGGAAGCCGCUGUUUUACACCAUUAAUCUGAUCAUCCCUUGUGUGCUGAUCACGUCGUUGGCUAUCCUGGUGUUCUACCUGCCGUCAGAUUGCAAGGAGAAAAAUACGCUUUGCAUCUCGGUGCUGCUGGCGCUCACUGUGUUCUUGCUUCUGAUAUCAAAGAUAGUGCCACCCACCUCUCUCGCAGUGCCACUCAUAGGUAAAUAUUUGAUGUUCACUAUGGUGCUAGUCACUUUCUCCAUUGUGACUACCGUCUGUGUACUCAAUGUGCAUCACCGCUCCCCAUCCACCCACCACAUGCCUGACUGGGUCAAACGUUUCUUCUUAAUCCGCCUCCCCACCUUCCUCUUCAUGAGACGUCCAGGUUCUUCUAAUGUCCGUGAUAAACUCCGCAGGAAGUACGCCAACAACCAGAGUACCGUUGGGAAAAACAAUACCCAGAGCGUCACAGGCAAGAGGCAGUAUUCCAACAUCAGACUCGGUGGGGUUCGAACAGAUGGCGACUCUUUCUACGUGAAUGAGGACUUGGCGCACAAGUUUUCCUGGAAGGUGGAUGACGUCCCAGAUGGGAGUGGUGGAUUUUCAGACUUCCGGAAGCCUUUGGCUGUUCAGUGGGAUGCAGAUGUAGAGGAAGCAGUGGAUGGAGUGAAAUACAUCGCUGAACACAUGAAGACAGAAGAUGACGAUGAAAGGAUUAUAGAAGACUGGAAGUACGUAGCCAUGGUGAUAGACCGUCUGUUCCUGUGGAUCUUCAUCCUGGUGUGUUUGGUGGGAACUCUGGGGCUCUUCAUGCAGCCGCUGUUCCAAAGCUAUAACAUACCCACUGUUGAUGACACAGAGUAUGGAGAUUUCUAGGAUUUCUGGACAUGAACUAUAACUAUAACUAUAACUGAGAAACUGCACCAGGUCUGGCUCUGAUUUGUCUUUUCUGGUUGGAUCCGAUACAUAACCAGCCUAAUCAAGGCAGCCAUAUACAUUGGUUGUGUUUGCAACAGUGGACCUCAAACAAACAGAAUCAUACUUGGACACUUAUUAUUUUUUACUGCAUGGCUUCUACUUCGGAUGGAUUUUUCCUUGAUCGAAGCUCCGCCAUCAACACAAGCAUAGCAAUCCUGAUAUACUUUUUUUGUAGUAAAACAUUCUUCUAACCAGAUGUAGUUUAACCGAUAUAUUGCCCGUGCAGUUUUUGACACUACAAGACAAAUGCAGUCUAUUUUACUAAGCUCUUAUUUUUCCCAGUGUAGACAAUAACCACAAAGCAGGUGAAAAAUGAUGUUAUGUUGUUGUCUUUGUUUCAUUUUGGACUGGCUGUGCUGCUGAUGGAACAGUUGGACCUCUUUACAGACUCACAAAGGUUCAUUACACAUUACAGCUCCUAUAAGACCACGAGGUCUGUUGUCCUCUGCAGCACUGUUGAUGUAAAAAAUCAGACAUUAAACCAAUCAUUAGCACAGUACAAUGAACCAUAAUUUCUCCUUUCUAAAACCAAGCUUUAUUGUAACAACGCAAGGAACAUUUGUCUUAUUCACCCUUUCUUUUCAUGAAAAUAAUAAUGCAUCAUCUCUCUCGCUCUGUCCUUUCCAUGUUCUGCUUCAGAGCCUUGUGCCUCAUAUCCACCAUCCUCCCCUAAAGCAUUGUUGUAAUCGCUAAUGUCUUAUUUUGAAUAAUGUGUAUUCUCCUCUUGCUUUCUCUUUCUGUCUUUCUCUCACUUGCUUAGUUAUUCAUUCUCCCUCCUUUACAUGCCAUAUAUCAUCACACUUGUAGCAGUGCCGGGCUACAUACAGUAUUAAGAAUGAAUAUGACACUGACUGUAUUCUAUUACAUGUUGAAUAAAAAGCUCUGUAUUUUAUGUGUUUGGCCAGA